Dendrobium catenatum is the source of this 1205-nucleotide messenger RNA. RefSeq names its product 3-hydroxyisobutyryl-CoA hydrolase-like protein 5. Gene Ontology annotation, molecular function: 3-hydroxyisobutyryl-CoA hydrolase activity. The coding region runs from base 168 to 1205 and encodes 345 amino acids. NCBI's taxonomy places the organism in Eukaryota, Viridiplantae, Streptophyta, Magnoliopsida, Asparagales, Orchidaceae. The transcript is spliced from 15 exons. The record is from RefSeq and is a predicted model, not a curated record. Gene Ontology annotation, biological process: L-valine catabolic process.
CACUCAACACGUAAUCUGGCAAUGUUCACAUUUCUUACGAGCGGUGACGCUAUUUAUAUCUCAGAGGAGUGAACUCUCUGCAUCGAUUCUUCUUCGGAGUUCGGAGAAGUGCAAUCUUGCUGGUUUUUUGCUUUUUCUGCGGGCCACUUUAAUCGGAAGUCUGUGUAAUGGCGGAGGAAUCAUUGAAUGCAAAUGAGGUUGUUCUCGCUGAAGAAAUUGGCCAUGUAUCAGUGAUCACUUUGAAUCGGCCUCGUCAAUUGAAUGUUAUCUCAUCUAGAGUGGUUGAGCUGGUUGCUAAGUACCUUGAGAAAUGGGAAAAGGAUGAUGAUACUAAGCUUGUGAUAUUUAAGGGUGCUGGGCGUGCCUUCUCUGCUGGUGGAGAUCUGAAAAUGUUCUAUGCGGGAAGAAAAGAUGAUUUCUGCCUUGAGGUUGUGUAUAGGAUGUAUUGGCUAUGUUAUCACAUUCACACUUAUCAGAAGACAAUGGUGGCCCUUGUUCAUGGAAUUGUUAUGGGCGGAGGUGCGGCUAUGACUGUCCCAUUGAAGUUUUCUGUUGUCACUGAGAAUACUGUUUUUUCUAUGCCUGAAGCUAGCGUUGGUCUUCAUUCAGAUUGCAGCUUUUCUUACAUUCUUCCACGUCUUCCUGGCUAUCUUGGGGAAUACUUGACCUUAACAAAUGCAAGGUUAAGUGGGAAGGAUAUGGUUGCAGUUGGUCUUGCUACUCACUUUGUCCCAUCCGAGAAAUUGAAAGAGCUUGAGAACCGUUUAUUGAGUUUGAAUUCCGCUGAUGAAAAUACAGUUAGUAAUGUGAUUGAGGAAUUUUCAAUAGAUGUCCUCCCCGAGGAAGAAACCAUCUUGAACAAGCUACAAACAAUUAAUAAGUGCUUUUGCAAAGAAUCUUUGGAAGAGAUAAUAGAAUCAUUUGAAGCUGAAGGAUGGAAUAAUGGCAAUGAAUGGAUAUGGCCUGUGCUCAAAGUGCUUAAACGAGCAUCACCGACUGGUUUAAAAAUAACGUUGCGUUCAAUCCGGGAAGGAAGGAACCAAACUUUGCCCGAGUGUCUAAAGAAGGAAUUCAGGCUUACAAUGAACCUGCUUAGAUCUGUGGUAUCCGAAGAUGUUUAUGAGGGAAUCCGAGCUUUUAGCAUUGACAAAGAUAAUGCUCCCAAGUGGAACCCUCCUACCCCUGGGGAAGUAAGCAAUGUGUAA